Molecule: messenger RNA, 5399 nt
Organism: Siniperca chuatsi (mandarin fish)
Lineage: Eukaryota; Metazoa; Chordata; Actinopteri; Centrarchiformes; Sinipercidae
Gene: ppp1r16b
Product: protein phosphatase 1, regulatory subunit 16B
Exons: 11
Coding region: 335-1999 (554 amino acids)
Biological process (GO): regulation of sprouting angiogenesis; establishment of endothelial barrier
Cellular component (GO): cytoplasm
Molecular function (GO): protein phosphatase regulator activity; enzyme inhibitor activity; protein binding
Source: RefSeq, a predicted model, not a curated record
GUGUAGAGAAGAGAGAGAGGGACUCUGCAGACACUCACACAUUUACACAGUCACACGCACACACACAAACACACUAAGCUUUUCUCACCAGCCCUGUUGUGCCUUUACUAACGGGACAAGUUUAAACCUCCAGGAUAUCACUACCGGUUCUCCGCUUUUCUCUCCCCUCCAUGUGAACAUCUCGACCCGGACUGGACGUUUACUGCUGCUAAAAGCAUGACGAUGACGAUGAUGGGAGGAGGACACGGCCGAAGGUGCAGCCCUCGCUAGAAUCAUACUUUCUCUCCCGACUUCAUCCCUCCACCAUCAUCCACUACUGCCCCCCCCCGGCAUCAUGGCCAACCACCUGGAGCUGAUCCAGGAGUUGCAGCAGCUGGACAAGGUGCCCAGUCUGGAGAGGCUGCGGGCGGCACAGAAGCGGCGUACCCAGCAGCUGAAGAGAUGGGCUGUGUACGAGAAGGAGAUGCAAAACAAGAAGCGAAAGGCUGACAAGAAGCGACCCAAUGCCAAUAACCUCCAGCAGGAGUCCAAGAGGCAUGUGUCGUUUGCCGCCAGCGUGGCACUUCUGGAGGCAUCGGCCAGGAAUGAUCCAGAUGAAGUUCGUUACCUGCUGAAGAAUAAUGUGAGUCCAGACCUCUGCAAUGAAGACGGUCUCACCGCCCUGCAUCAGUGUUGUAUAGAUAACUAUGAGGAGAUGGUGAAGAUCCUGCUGGACCGAGGAGCCAGCGUCAACGCUCAGGACAACGAGCUGUGGACGCCGCUGCACGCUGCUGCUACAUGUGGCCACGCAGGACUGGUCAAGAUACUCAUAGCACACGGUGCAGAUUUGCUGGCGGUCAACUCUGAUGGGAACAUGCCCUACGACCUGUGUGAAGACGACCCAACACUGGACAUCAUUGAGACGGCUAUGGCCAAUAGAGGCAUCACCCAGGAGAUGAUCAACGAGACACGAGCAUCAACAGAGAGGAGGAUGCUGGGAGACAUUCAGGAACUGCUGAGACAGGGAGAGGAGGUCAACCAACAAGACUCUCAGGGAGCCACUCUGCUCCACAUCACAGCAGCAAAUGGCUACGUGCAGGCUGCAGAGCUGCUGCUGGAGGGGGGAGCUCGCAUGGAUCUGAGAGAUUCAGAUGGAUGGCAGCCUCUUCAUGCUGCAGCGUGCUGGGGUCAGAUGCAUGUGGCAGAGCUGUUGGUGUCUCAUGGAGCCAGUCUCAAUGCCAAGACCUUUCUAGAGGAGACCCCCAUCGAUCUAUGUGAGGAUGAGGAGUUCAGAGCCAUCCUGCUGGACCUGAAACACAAACACGACAUUAUCAUGAAGUCACAGCUCAAACACAAGACCUCACUGUGUAGGCGAACGUCCAGUGCAGGCAGUCGUGGGAAAGUGGUGCGGCGAGCCAGCCUGUCCGACAGACACAACUUGUGCCGCAAAGAGUACGAGACAGAGGCCAUCGUGUGGAGAGGAGGGAGGGAGGAGGCGGAUGAAAAAGAGAAGGAGUCUGAUCAGGAGAAUAACCAGGUGGUUAACGUCAAGCCAGUCGUAGCUGUUGAGCUGCCAGACAAGCCUAAGCUGCCCACCAUCCUCAAAGAUGGCAACAACAAACAGAACGGCCUCAUCUCCACGACAAUGUCCAUGCCGCCGCAACAGCCCUCCAAUGGCAACACGCCAUCGUCUGAUAAGGGCGCGGUUAUCACCACCCAGCCCACCCAGGAGGAAGCCUGGCCACGAGAGCGAGCUCAGACACUGUCUGAGCUCAAGAAACAGAGGGCUGCCGCCAAAUUGUUGAAUCACCCCUUGUUCAAUGGUCACCUAGGUAACGGCUCCACAGACUCCUUCACUGAUGCCAAAACCAACUCCGAGGACCCCCGCAUGCCGCUAGUCUCGUCCAAUGGCAGCGCGGUUUACUACACACCAGCCAGCGGCGACCCGCCCCUACUCAAACUGAAACAGCCAAUAGAGGAAGAGCAGCCGAAGGCGCAGACCUGCUGCUGCGUGUCAUAGCGCCCUGGUCAUGUGACUGUUGACGGAACAGGAAGUGUUUGCAGAGAGGAGGGAAGCGAGGAAUGUGCUGUAGGAGGGAGGAGAGGAAGGAAGGAAAGAGGGAGCGUUCCUGUCUUUUAACGUCCUUUUCCUCCCCUCCUUUAAACUUCUCCCAGAGAAGAUGGUUGGCCUGAAGAAGGUUUAGAAACUUAUCCUUGUACCUCCCUGCCAUGUAACUUCUGCUAUAAUUGGAGACACCUUCCCCAAAUGCAGGCAUGUUUCAAGUGUAACAAGAGGAAAAGAAAUGAGCAGUGCCACUUUUUUCCUCUAGAUGCCACUUGGAUUAAAAUUCCUUUUUAAAUGUCUCUAUACAAGACAUGCCAAAGGGAUAGAAAGAGGGCAAGAAGCUGUUACUCUGGCCCUGCGCAGUUUUUUUUUUUUUAAGCUUUUCACCUGGAAAGGGUCAAAAAUUUUGAAUUUCAAGGUACAAGGUGCAUGUUCUGCCCUCAAAGAUGAAGAUGGAAAAGAGUUUGUUUGUUUUUUACCCUGCACAUGGAUAGUUAUCAUGUAAUUAAACAACAUUUUCUUCAGGAUGAACUCAGAUUGUUGUCAAACCACAUGUUGUCAUAUUCUUGUCAUUUUUAAAUGCGCAGGAAGGCCAUCACAGAACGUAUCAGAAACAGCCAAACGUAGCAGAAAGAGAUCUGUGACAUCUCUUUUGAAGUAUCAGCUUAAAAUGCUGCCUGCAUAAGUAAAGGGAAGGAAUGCCACAAAACAGUGUUAAAAUAUUCAGAAAGUGUACUUCUACAGCGAGAGAUAACAGGAAAGAGUAUAGUGCGCUAGUGUUUGAGACUGACGUUAUAUUCUGUCAACUAUACUUCACCUCACCGUCCUUUCAUAUCAAACCUGAACUGACAGGUCAUGCUCUGUUUUAUGCAUAAUCCACUUUGUGCUCUCUUGUUUAGAUAAUUUAAGCAAACAUGUUGAAAAUUACUGUACAUUUAUUUAUGAAAUUAAUGUAAUGUGUAAAAAAAAAAAAAACAGAAAAAAAACCAUUAUGGUUCCUAAAGUUGAGUGUAUUUAUUAUUUGGAUGGUGUGUGGCGAGUGUGAAUGCAAUAUAGGAUGAGCUGGAGAGUCUUCCAGCAAAGCACCUUCUGACAUGGAAAAUCAAACGUUCAACUGAUAAAGUGAGGGUUACUGUCUGCUAUAUGUACAUGUUAUUAAAAUCACACACACAAGCCAUCCUAUUGGGAUGGAUUUCAUAUGUGUCACUACAAAUAACAGUGUUAUUUGUUUAUCGAGUUUAUUUGUUUUUUUUUCUGGUGGCCAUUGUGUGGCUUUAUCUUCUCCCAGUCCACUGUAUUUGUCUCAUUAACAGAAACUGUAAAUGUUAUGUAAUGGAUUACUGUAAUUAUGAGUUUUCUGACGAUACACAUGGACUCUAUGCUUGCCUCAGUUUUUUUUUUUUUGUUUGUUUGUUUUUGAAAACAUUAAUCCACACAUGGAUUUGGCAUGGAGCGAGCCCACACCAGUAUGUCAGGUGUCCUUUAAUGCAUCAUGGGUGCAAUGCAAAAUAUAAACUUUCCACCCCAAAAAACAAGUAGUAGAAAUAGUUUCUCUGCUUAAUUAAAAAGGAAUAGUUUGACAUUUUGGGAAAUACGCUUAUUCGCUUUCUUGCAGAGAUAUAUAUAUGUAUAUAUCAAGAUCAAUAGCACUCGUGUGCUUAAUAUGUAGCUGGAGCCAGCAGCUGGUUAGCUUAGCUUAACAAAGACCGCAAAAAGGGGGAAAUAGUCUGAUGCUGGUAUGCUGGUUUGUUUGCUUUGGACAGAGCCAGGCUAGCUAUUUCUGGCUGGGUACUUCGGUACAGAAACUUCCAGGAGUCUCAGCUGGUUGCCUGGUAACCAGUCUGGCACAUACCCCGCCGUAAAACUACAGGGUUUGGUUUUUGUACAUAUUAAACAACCAAGAUAUAACAUGUGAAUAGAGGGCAGAUGACUAGUAACUGUUAUGAACUAACAACAUUAACAAUGGUUUUGUACCAUUAAGUGUCCCUGGAAGACUCUCCAGUGAGCCAGCAUGUACAAUACCAAACCUUGACCUGACUUGGUUCACCUAAAUGGAAUACAAACAUUCAUUAAAUGUUAUUAAUUACACCUGUGAUUUGCCUGGUCAAAUGUCAGCUGUGAAAAGUGAGCUUUACAGGUGCCGUUAGGAGAAACAGCUAGCCUGCUAGGUAAAAAGAAAAAAAAAAUCCACCCGUUUCCAGUUUUUGUGCUAAGCUAACCGGCUGCUGGCUCCAGCUUCAUAUUUAACUGACAGAUACGAGAGUGGUAUCAAUCGCCUCAUCUAACUCCCAGCAAGAAACCAAAAAAGUAUAUUUCCCAAAACGUUGAACUACUCUGUUUAACAGCUCCUCUAAUCUCCUUGUGAGUGCCAAAGAGUCUUUCAUGAUUUAAAAAAAUGACUUAAGGACAUUUGAAAACUUUGGGGGAAGGCUUUCUUUGCUGUUACAGAGAUCUGUUUGUUUCUGAUGACCAACCCCUUUUAAACAUGUGAAUACCCACAAUGCCACUACUGCUUUAUCCCCACAUCUACUGUACAGUGUCAAAUAUUUGUACAAAUGCGUUUGUAAAUAUGUUUGUAUUAGUAUCCCCUUAUCUGUUCCCAUGAACUGCAUAUACAUGUCUGUGUUGUUACUGUUGAGGAACUUAUAGGAAAAUACAAUUACCCACAUUGAUAAACAGUGUUAGCAGACAUUUGGUUGUCGAAGGGGAAACUGCGAGUCUAUGUAGACCCCUUUAGUAGUCCAGCAGUCUAAAAUCUUUCUGUAAAGUCAAGUGCACCCAGGUGUCAUCGUCAUACGUCUUCCUGCUGUUGCAGUGACCAGCGUCUGCAGUUGAUUUUUUUUCUGUCCAAUUUCCUGCAGAGGGCAGUUUUUAAAAUGUUGCUCUCUCGUGGGAAGCAGUUUGGUUUUCAACUCCAUUUGAGGAAGUACAAAUUAAGUCACAGUCAAAGAGAUUGCUGUAUCCCCUAUUUUUGGUUCCUUCUGUUAUUUUAAGAAAUGUCCGAGGCAGUGACGACAACUUGUUAUGAUUCAUCUAAAAUUCAUUGAAGUUACUCCAGCUCACGUCUGUCCAGGCUGCUGCAAUCAAUUCAAUUUAAAUUUCAGUUCUGCCUCCUUAUUAAUGAAUUCCAAAUCACACUGAAUUGUAACUUUGAACUGCAACCUGGUCAGUACCUGUUGAAAAGUACGCUGUGUUCUCAUGGUAUAUAGAAAUCAAAGCUUGUGUUUGUCUACAAGCCUGGUUGUCUAUAAGGAUAAGAUUAUAAAGACGAAAAACUACUGAUUUUGUAAUUACUGGAAUAUAUUGAUGGUUGCAUUAACAUAUUUUGAAUAAAUUGUAUAUUUUGAGAAUUUUA